Drosophila suzukii is the source of this 1676-nucleotide messenger RNA. It is a transcript of the gene Swip-1, whose product is annotated as EF-hand domain-containing protein D2 homolog Swip-1. Gene Ontology annotation, molecular function: calcium ion binding. The record is from RefSeq and is a predicted model, not a curated record. Lineage: Eukaryota; Metazoa; Arthropoda; Insecta; Diptera; Drosophilidae.
UCUCACUAUUCGUUUCUGAACAUUCGGAAGAUUCGGAAGUCGCGGCCUUUUGAGCGGAAAAACUUGUGUCCAAUAAGAUAGAAAACUUGCAACAAAAAUAAACCCGGCAUUUCAAACGCGUUUUGCAACUGAUUUUUUCAAAGCUAAAAAGGAUUCAAGGCCACGCCCCCGCCCCAAGGUUUACUUGUAGCAGCAGUGUGUGUGUUUUCCUGGCGCAUCGCUGUAUUUGUGUGUGUAUCCCGACGUCUCUUUUGCAGUCCUUUUUGCGUGGGUGUGCCAAAAAGGAGAAGAGGGAGAGAAAGAGACAGCAGCAAAAGAAAACAGUGAAAUUCCAGAACAUCAAAGCAAGUAAAUAAGGGCCGACAACAUGUCCGUUUCCUCGAACGCCUCCUCCGCCUCCAACAAGGACAGCGUGGACAGCCCCAGCAGCACCACCAACACGGACAGCUCCGAGCUGACGCACAUCCUCAACCGGCGCCAGGAGAUCAUGGACUCCCAGGAGGCGGGCAUCGAGGUGCGCCGCACCUACAAGGUUGUCAACGUCUACACCGACUUCCCCGAGUUCUCCCGGAACCAGAUCAAGGACUACCAGAAGACCUUCAACACAUACGAUACGGCUCGCGAUGGUUUCUUGGAUCUGCAGGAGCUCAAGUUCAUGAUGGAGAAACUGGGUGCGCCGCAAACCCAUCUGGGACUCAAGCAGAUGAUUGCCGAGGUGGACGAGGAUAACGAUGGCAAGAUCUCGUUCCGGGAGUUCUUGCUGAUCUUCAGGAAGGCCCAGGCCGGGGAACUUGACUCCGAUUCCGGGCUGAAUCAACUGGCCCGCCUCACCGAGGUCGAUGUAGAGCAGGUGGGCGUGAGUGGAGCAAAGAACUUCUUCGAGGCGAAAAUCGAGCAGCAGCUGCGGACGAACAAGUUUCACGACGAGAUCCGGGCGGAGCAGGAGGAGCGCCGGCGCGAGGAGGAGGAGCGGGCCCAGCGACGCCAGCAGUUCCAACAGCGGGCGGCGAUCUUCCAGUAGAGGAUCCAUACACUCCCACGUAGUCUAGCGCGUAAUUAUCUGGCGUAGGUUAAUCGAAUGUGGAACUAAUCCCGGGAGAAGAGGAUACGCUUCGUACAAGCAGCAGGCAUUUUCAAGCAUCACAUACAGUUUAUAUUAUCCAUAAUAAUCGCCCCGUAUAUUAUCUCGAUUGGCUGGUUAAAACAUCUUAGGAAUUGAAUGUUAUCUUUGAUUAAAAAAAGUGUUUCGAUUUUGAAACUACCUAUAGCCUAACUGCAAUUAUCCAAAAACAGCGUUCAAUUUCUAAUAUACAUUUUUUUGAGUCCAACCAAAUUGAGCCAUCUAGCCCUCACAUAAGCAUACAUACCUACAUAAAUAACGAUCAUACCAAAAGCGUAUUUAUAGUUAACCUUUAGUUAAGUGAAAAAUGUUUUAGCUUAAGACCUAUUUUAUUGUUUGGUGUUGCGCAAAAUUUCUUUGUUGAAUUACGUUUCCCUUGACGGUUGUUCAAAAUGUAUGUUUCUUUUACUUUACGAUUUUUACUUGUAGUGCCAUUAUUAUUUUCUGUUUUAAUUUUUGUUUAAAGAAAAAGAAAUCGAUAGUUAUGUUAAGCACAUCAAAUUGUGAAAUUCAACCUUCUUUGUAUAUACUAAAUCUACGUUGGCAUUCAAUCUUA